This is a messenger RNA of Dimorphilus gyrociliatus, 1916 nucleotides long. The record is from the annotation of a GenBank genome assembly. Lineage: Eukaryota; Metazoa; Annelida; Polychaeta; Dinophilidae.
CAUUUCGCUAAGGGAGCUUCACUUAAAAUAAAAGAAAUUUGUUUUUUUAUUAAAAAAUAGGCAUCUAUUCUAAAAAUGACUGUUUCCGAACUACAAAAACAAUACACAACUGUCUAUGAUCAAGCACUUUCAGAUUGCGGCAAUUAUCUUUCUGUAGGAACGAACCAUGGGUAUAUCAGCAUUUUCGAUACGUCUAAAAUACUAUCAAACAAGGUAAAUCCGAAGAGCGAAUGGGAACCAAAGUCCAUUAUUAAAGCUCAUUCAAGUCCUAUUUAUUCUUUACUGACCUUUGAGAAUCUUCUGGUCAGUUCUGGUAGAACGGAUAAUAAAAAGUAUUGUUUAUCAUGCUGGAAAUGGAGUGAUCUACCAUCUGACGAUGCUUGCAGUAGUGUCUCAUCUUUCUCCAUUUCUGAAGAUGGAGAAAUUAACGAUAUGACUAUUGAUAAAAAUGGACACGUAUUUGCUGGCUGUGGCGAUGGAGUAAUAAGGAAGAUUGAUUUGGUGACAAAUAAAACCAUUCAAGUUUUAGAAGGUCAUUCGGAGUCUGUUUUAUCUAUUUGCUGGAAAAAUGAUAGAUUAGCUUCGGUAUCAGAAGAUGGAACUUUAAAAUUGUGGGAUAUAGCGAACGGCAAGGCUACUGAUACAAUAAGACCUUUUGAGCACGUAAAAAAUGGGACUGGUAAAUGGCUCUCUUCCUGUGAUUUCUCCGACGAUUGGAUUGUAUGCGGAGGUAGCGUUCCCAUUUCUGUCUGGUUCCUAAGAAAUCUUUCAACUCCUGCCUCAACAUUCGACUGUGAUUCUGUAACUCAUUGUAUAAGAACCCAAGACGGAAUUAUUCACUCAGGUGGCGAUGAUGGAAAGCUUCACGAGUGGAGUAUAAACGGUGAACAUAAUCGUUCAAUUGAGGUGAACGCAAAAGACGUAUAUUCAAUACAUCAUUCCACUUAUUUAACAGUGGGUGGAACAAAUAGCCAAUCACAGCCUCAUAGAAGUAGAAGGGAUACAAACGAUAAAAUUCCCAUUGAUCUAGACCCUUUAAAGAUAUGCAUGAACAAUGGAGUAUUAAAAUAUUACAGUGAUAUGACUAUUAAAUGUAUUUGUAAAGAAAAUUACGUUGGUGACCGUUGCGAAUAUUUUCGAUCCUGUCCAACUAACAAUCUUAACACUACCAUUAGUCCGUGUCAUGGAAAACCUUGUGGCAAUGCUGGUACUUGUUGGUCUUCUGGAAAUACUUUUAAAUGCGAAUGUUCAUUUUCACCAAAUUCUCUUCAGGACGAACCGUGCCAAGAAAAUGUAUUGCAUUCCAUUCAAUAUUUAGCUCAUAAACAAUACGAAGCUUGUGAUGGAAAAUCUUAUAAUACUAGACGCACCUCAAACUUCCCAAAUCACUUUUUUCAAAUUCCAGAACUAAAAGUGUUAAGUGUUCAAAAAGUUUUCCAACUUUGCGCAAAAGAAAGUUGCUCUAAUGGCAAAAAAUGCCAGAUACAUCAAUCAUAUGAAUCAGAUUUUGAUGCUGUUAAUUCCUGUGUGGAUCCUAAGGAAGAUAUAAGGGAUUGUAAAGGUAUGAGUCAAAUAUACAUAUAGAAUUAAUAAUACAUUAAUAAUUAAUUACUUAAUUGAUGAAUAUAUGUUAUGAACUGUUUUUUAUGUUUGUUUUCUAUUUGCUUUGUUAUAGGUUUCUAUUUAUAUCUAUCAUUUGAAAGUGAAAGUAUAUGGUAUUGUACUUGUCCGGUUGGCUUUGAACUACUAACUCAAAUUAAUUCAUCGUGAUAAGGUUAAAGACCAAAAGUACCAAUUUCUUCGACAAAAAGUUAACUGUUAGUUGUACGUUGGCCAACAGAUGGAGUAACAAGAUUUGGAAAUAUAAAUAUUAUAUAUAGUUUAGUUCAAUUAUUUCUUAAAAUAUAUUAAAAGAA